CUGGAGAAUCACUAGUGUUUGCCAGUCUAAGAGCAACUUCUGUUUCCAGGCAGACUCAAGCCUUUGAAGCCAAAAAACCGGCUUCAAAGAUACUGACAUUUGCUUUGCUAGGCCCUGUGAGACUUCAGGCCCUUGAUGCAAAUGGGCAACUGCUGAAUUAGGAGUGGGGGGCGGGGUGUGUGUGUCGUAGUCUACAGGAAUGACCAGCAGGGGCUGCCGCGUGCUCCUAUGUUGUCCACGUGUGCCCAAAGCUCCACCGCCAGCCCUGUCUCCUCUGCCCAGGCACAACCCUGCUCCAAACCCCGUACGGGGGGCUGGAGGCAUGCUGGAAUGGGCCCCCUGUGCCACUUUUCCGGGAGGAAGGGGACAGGAAGGAACCAAUGGUCACAGGUUCCACUCACAAGAGGGAAAAACCUGGGAGUGGGGGGUUCCUUUAUGGAGGAGGUCACAUGCCCUGCACAAAAACAUCCCGAAGAGAACUGGUACUGACUGAGUUGGCGCCGGGGGGUGAAGACACCCCAGGGAGGAGGCGGCACCGCGAGCGGGGGACGCCCGUCUCUGAUCCCACCAGGCGCGUCAGGGAAAGUUGGCCUUCAUUUCGCCCAGGAUGGAGACAACUCCCUCACCCCCACGGCGGCCACGAGGCUCAAGGGAGGGUCAACGGAAGCCAGGUGAUGCGUGCGGGACCUCGGCCAGGAGUCCGGCCGGGCCCGUCCCCACCCCUCCCAAGGCCGGGACUUUAUUAAGGCAGGAGACGUCAGGGGGGAGCCCUUAGCUCCGAGGAACGCGAGACCUGGCGGGAGCGCGAGGCGACCAGCCUGCGGAGAGGAGUCGGGUCCAAGAAGGUUCUCCAUACAGAUUCUUGUGACUUUAAUGACCAGGCAACUGGGGAGGUACAAGGUCUUUCCAGGAAGGGAGGAAAUCUCUGGAAAAGAGGGGAAAGACAGACGCCACUGCCUUGGGACAAGCCGAGCCUGGAGUGCUGUGGGAAGCUGAAGGAGGAGACCAGCAGAAGCAGCAGGAAGAAAGCCCAGCCUUUGGUGGAGGUUGUGUUCUUGACCAUCUGAGCUCAGUCCACUUCUGACAAGAGGGGCCACCUCGGGGGGCACUCAAGACUUGGGUUGGUUGGGCCCUUUCCCUCUGGAUGCCCUCUACUCCACUCCGAGGACCCUACACUGAGAACCAAAGAUAUCCCCCAGGCACAGCACUGGCCAGCCGGAGGAGGGCAUCUGCACCCCUAGUGGCCGGCCACUGGUCUGGUGAGGAUUUGCUUGUUUCCCUCCAGCCCACGGCUGCAGUGCUUGAUGGGGCUGCCUGUUGGCGGAUCAGUUUUUGCAGUGCCCGGUAGGAGCCGAGCCGUGGGAAGAGGUCCUGCGGCAUCCGAGCCUGGGUUUGCCCCAAGACUAAGUUCUUUCUCAAGUUAGAAAGGGAGAGAGAAAGCAAAGAAAAGGAAAGUUCUCCCCCUCCCCUCCUCCCUGCCCGUCAUGUCCUCUAAGCCGGAGCCGAAGGACGUCCACCAGCUGAACGGGACUGGCCCAACUCCCUCUCCCAGCUCUUCUGAUGGCCCCGGGCGAGAGCCCUUGGCUGGGACCUCAGAAUUCCUGGGGCCUGAUGGGGCUGGGGUGGAGGUGGUGGUGAUUGAGUCUCGGGCCAACGCCAAGGGGGUUCGGGAGGAGGACGCCCUGCUGGAGAAUGGAAGCCAGAGCAACGAAAGUGACGACGUCAGCACCGACCGUGGCCCUGCACCACCCUCCCCUCUCAAGGAGACCUCCUUCUCCAUCGGGCUGCAAGUGCUCUUCCCCUUCCUCCUGGCAGGCUUCGGAACGGUGGCUGCUGGCAUGGUGUUGGACAUUGUGCAGCACUGGGAGGUCUUCCAGAAGGUGACGGAGGUCUUCAUCCUGGUGCCUGCACUGCUGGGACUUAAGGGGAACCUGGAAAUGACCCUGGCUUCAAGGCUGUCCACUGCAGCCAACAUUGGACAAAUGGACACACCCAAGGAGCUCUGGCGGAUGAUCACUGGCAAUAUGGCCCUCAUCCAGGUGCAGGCCACGGUGGUGGGCUUCCUGGCAUCCAUCGCAGCUGUCGUCUUUGGCUGGAUCCCUGAUGGCCACUUUAGUAUCCCGCAUGCCUUCCUGCUGUGUGCCAGCAGUGUGGCCACAGCCUUCAUUGCCUCCCUGGUGCUGGGUAUGAUCAUGAUUGGAGUCAUCAUCGGCUCUCGAAAGAUUGGGAUCAACCCAGACAAUGUGGCCACACCCAUUGCUGCCAGCCUGGGCGACCUCAUCACCUUGGCACUGCUCUCAGGCAUCAGCUGGGGACUCUACCUGGAACUGAAGCACUGGCGAUACAUCUAUCCUCUAGUGUGUGCCUUCUUCGUGGCCCUGCUGCCUGUCUGGGUGGUGUUGGCCCGCCGGAGCCCAGCCACAAGGGAGGUGUUAUACUCAGGCUGGGAGCCUGUCAUCAUUGCCAUGGCCAUCAGCAGCGUGGGAGGCCUCAUCUUGGACAAGACUGUCUCAGACCCUAACUUUGCAGGGAUGGCUGUCUUCACACCUGUGAUUAAUGGUGUUGGGGGCAAUCUGGUGGCUGUGCAGGCCAGCCGCAUCUCCACCUUCCUCCACAUGAAUGGGAUGCCAGGGGAGAACUCUGAGCAAGUUCCUCGCCGCUGCCCCAGCCCAUGCACCACCUUCUUCAGUCCAGAUGUGAAUUCCCGUUCGGCUCGGGUCCUCUUCCUCCUUGUGGUCCCAGGACACCUGGUGUUCCUCUACACCAUCAGCUGUAUGCAGGGUGGGCACACCACCCUCACACUCAUCUUUAUCAUCUUCUACAUGACAGCUGCACUGCUCCAGGUUCUGAUCCUCCUGUACAUCGCAGACUGGAUGGUGCAUUGGAUGUGGGGCCGGGGCCUGGACCCAGACAACUUCUCCAUCCCGUACUUGACUGCCCUAGGGGAUCUGCUGGGCACUGGGCUCCUGGCACUCAGCUUCCAUGUCCUCUGGCUCAUUGGGGAUCGAGACACGGAUGUUGGGGACUAGCAUGGCCAGUCAACCCUUUCCCCAUCCCUCUGCACUUUCUCUUUGGAAUUUUGUCUUUUGUUCCUUUAUCCCUCCCCCCUCCCCCCCUUCUCCACACUUUCUGGACAUCUCCACUUUGAUACCAAAUUCUCAUUAUUUUCAAUGGGAAUUUUUAUGCAUUGAGCCAAGUUUGGAUAGCAAGAAUUCAGGAAGAACAGAUGGGCUGAGAUGAGCAGUACAAGUAGACUUGAGACAAUCACCAAGUGCAAUUCCAUAGUGGGUGCCUCCAGGCGGGGUAGACUGGGACAGGAGGUUCUGGCUGGGAUGGGGAAUAUUAGGUUUAGCUUUAGUAACUUCAGUCUUGGCCCUAAUGAGAAAUCCUUUGGGAGUGAGCCUUGGUUUGGGGGUUCUGUUAUUUUUUAUUAUUUUUUUUUUCCUUUUUGGUUGAACAGAGGGAUAGAAACACUCCUGUACAUGAGCACCUACUUUUGUAGAAAUGGACCAACUUCAGAGCACUGGGCAGGAAGCAGCUGUUUCAGGGCCCCUAUAAUCCUACCUUGUGUUCUGCCUUCUGAACCUCAACCCUCUGGCCCUCAGAAAGGAGUUGGGUGGACUGGCAUGCCUCUUGCCUGACUGCCUGAUCACUAUCACUUGUUGACUGUCAACACAUCCAGAAGGAAGCAAGCAGUGGCCUGAGCUCCCACAGGUUUCCCAAGCUCCACAUCCUCCCUGGGCCCACAGGAACGAGUCUGUCUCUGUUCAACCCUCCUCUCUUAAUUGUCUAAGUACUCCCUUCCCCAGAGCUUGCCUUCAGGAAGGGUUUCAAGAUUAGGGACAGAGCGAAGGCAAGAGGAGUAUUAACUUGGAAGUCAGGCAAUCAGGGCUGUUUUAUUGCUGCUGUUUCUCCUGAAGACUUUAUCUUGUGAUUACCUUGGCCUCUGUCUCUUCCUAAAAGCCCUCAUUGUGUUGUGUCCUGGAGGUCAGUUGUCCUCUCUCUUGACUCCUGCUCCCCUUCAGACACUCAUCAUUCAUUCAUUCAUUCAGCAAAUACACAGCCUCCCCAAGAUGAGCUCUUCUGCAGGCAUGGUCUGAAAUCAAUUCACUAACCAGUAUUUAUUGAGUACCUGCUGUGUGCUGGCACUGACUAGCCAGUGGUUAAGGAAUUACAACUUUAACCUCUCCUCAUUCCCCAGGUUACAGAGGCCACUUGCCCUUUCCAGUCUGGCAGAGAACAUUCCCCCGCAUUGUAGGUAUUUGUGUCAACUUUCACCAAGACAGCUUUUGCUUUGUUCUCCCUCCAGAUUCCAGUUUUGCUAGCUCCAGCAGCCCCAUUGUUCAACCAAUGCUUGAGUCUCUAAACUACCCUUCCUCACCUUCUCUUCCCUCCACUUCUCCUCACUAUAUAAAAAGAGGAUUUAGAACAAUAAGCUGGAUCUCAACCAGAUGCUUCUCCAUCUCUGCCUAGCAGAAUGGGGGAAGAGCCAAGCCUCUGCCACUUCCCCAUGCAUUAAUUCAGAAAGCUAUCCGUACUCAACAUGCAAAUGUGGGCACUGAUAUGCAGAUUUUACUAACCUGUGUGUCAACAGCCUCCCCAUAAAUCCUCCCUUCUCUCGAUCAAGAAAUACCUAAGCAAUGGCCCUAUUUUUACCAGCACCAUGCCUUACCCCAGGAGCUUACCCUGGGCCUUUAGAAACUCUUUUCUCCCUCAUUUCCUCCCAGGGCACCUCUGGAAUCAUAGAACCCUAGACUUGGAAAGAAUUGUAGAGGUUUUCUAGUCAGAGUUCUGUCCAGCAGAAUUCAUUAACACCAGCCUGGGCUUGUUUCUGCUCCUCCCUCUGACCUCCUUUCAUCUUUCCUCCCCUCCUCCAAACACUUGCACACAGACUUUUAUACAGGCACUAAAUUCUGAGGCUCUGCCCUGUCCCACCACUCACUCCAUCCUGUGUCUGGAGUUUGGCCAGGCUGUCCUGGAGACUCUGGAAUGUCCCUCCCUCCUCCUUUGCCUAGCAAGCAGGAAGGUCGGUGUGCCCCAGGCUCAGUGGAAGCAGAGGAGGACUGUGGGUUGAGGGGGAAGGAAAAGGAAGUUGACUUCAAUGGAAGAGUAAUUUCUUUCCCCCUAAUUGCACCAACCACAUAUACUUUUGGCCUGGCUGCAAGGAAUAUUGGUUUACUCUUGUAUCCUUCAAAAGUUACAGAACUGUGUCAUAAGAGAAUUAUUUAUAGUUACUAUAACUGAAUUGACAGAUGUCAACUUAACUGAUAAAUUAUAUUUGGUAAAAUAAAGAGGACGUUUAUUUA
Molecule: messenger RNA, 5306 nt
Organism: Dipodomys spectabilis (banner-tailed kangaroo rat)
Lineage: Eukaryota; Metazoa; Chordata; Mammalia; Rodentia; Heteromyidae
Gene: Slc41a1
Product: solute carrier family 41 member 1
Exons: 11
Coding region: 1485-3029 (514 amino acids)
Biological process (GO): monoatomic cation transport
Cellular component (GO): plasma membrane
Molecular function (GO): monoatomic cation transmembrane transporter activity
Source: RefSeq, a predicted model, not a curated record